Molecule: messenger RNA, 1905 nt
Organism: Hemibagrus wyckioides
Lineage: Eukaryota; Metazoa; Chordata; Actinopteri; Siluriformes; Bagridae
Product: C-type lectin domain family 4 member M-like
Exons: 5
Coding region: 78-1187 (369 amino acids)
Source: RefSeq, a predicted model, not a curated record
AGGCGAGCAUAUACACACGCUACCUCACACAUCCUAUCACAGAUAGGAUAAACCCUGAUACAAUAACACACAGCAGAAUGGAGACUGCACAGGACAAAUACAUCAAUUCUAAUUGUACGACUGAAAAUAAAUUAGAUAAACAGAACAGUAAGAACACUUUAUUUCUUAGCAGUAAUUUGUACGAAGGUAUGAGCGUGGAUGAAGAUGACCAGGCUACUCAUAGCACCAGAAGAAACCUGGGACUUAACAUUGCAUGGAGAAGAUAUUACAACCUGACUGCAGUCUGUGUGGUGCUGCUGUGUGUGAUCCUGCUGACUGUUGUCACAGUGCUGUGGGUCAAAUACAAUGACCUGAAUACAGAAAACAACCAGCUACAGACCAGUUACAACAACCUGACUAUGCAGAAAGAACAACUGCAGACUAGUUACAACAACCUGACUAUGCAGAAAGACCAGCUGCAGACUAGUUACAACAACCUGACUAUGCAGAAAGACCAACUGCAGACUAGUUACAACAACCUGACUAUGCAGAAAGACCAACUGCAGACUAGUUACAACAACCUGACUAUGCAGAAAGACCAACUGCAGACUAGUUACAACAACCUGACUAUAGAGAGAGACCAGUUACAGUCCACUAAUUAUGACCUGAGUAGAGAGAAAGAUCAACAAGAAGCCAAACUGAAGGAACUGACAAAGGAAAUGAUCACUUUACAAGCCAGAUAUAAUAACAUGACAAACAAGAGUGAUCAGUUACAGAAGGAAAAGGACACCAUUCAAAUGAAUUUGGCUGCUAUAGUUUCACAUUUCAAACUGGGAUGGCGAUAUCUCAACUCCAAGAUUUACUAUGUCUCUGCUGGCAAGAAAACCUGGAGUGAGAGCAGACAAGACUGCAGAAAUAGAGGAGCAGACCUGGCCGUCAUAAACAGCAGAGAGAAACAGGAUUUCAUCGUUAAUCAGCUGAGCAACAGUCGAGCUUGGAUUGGUGUGAGUGACAGAGACAGAGAGGGAGUGUGGAAAUGGGUGGACGGUACACCACUGACCACUAAGUUCUGGUGUGGAGGGGAACCGAAUAAUGCGGGGGAGGAGGACUGUGCUGAGACUGGGUUUCCCAAUAGGAACUGCUGGAAUGACAGGAACUGCGAGACUGAGGAAACAUGGAUCUGUGAGAAAGUGCUUUUCAGUAAUUAGAUUAAAGCACAGGAAAAUGAUCAAAUGUUUCCAGUUCAAGCUGUAUGUACUGAGCAGUUGUAACUGUAUUAGGCAUUGUUCUCAUAUUCUCAUGUAAUUCUAGUUAAAAGUUAAAAUUAAAAGUUACAAUUUUUAAUUUUUACUUUCAAAUGUCUACUUUCUGUGUGAUCAGAAAUUAGAAAUGUACUAUGAGAAAUGCUUUUACUGUUUUGUGAAUUGCUUUUUUUCACUUUAGUGAAAGACACACUAUAGUCAGUUUAUAUAAAAUCUGUUGAUUUCUACUAAUAAAAAGAUUUCAGUGAGCCCUGAUGUGAGGCAUGGAGUGGAGUUUUACAAAAUAUAUAUAACUUUCAGAUACACUAUAUUGCCAAAAGUAUUCGCUCACCCAUCCAAAUAAUCAGAAUCAGGUGUUCCAAUCACUUCCAUGGCCACAGGUGUAUAAAAUCAAGCACCUAGGCAUGCAGACUGUUUUUACAAACAUUUGUGAAAGAAUGGGUCGCUCUCAGGAGCUCAGUGAAUUCCAGUGUGGAACUGUGAUAGGAUGCCACCUGUGCAACAAAUCCAGUCGUGAAAUUUCCUCGCUCCUAAAUAUUCCACAGUCAACUGUCAGCUGUAUUAUAAGAAUGUGGAAGUGUUUGGGAACGACAGCAACUCAGCCACGAAGUGGUAGGCCACGUAAACUGACGGAGCGGGGUCAGCGGAUGCUGAGGCACAUAGU